This is a messenger RNA of Sus scrofa (pig), 3713 nucleotides long. It is a transcript of the gene BMP7, whose product is annotated as bone morphogenetic protein 7. Gene Ontology annotation, biological process: BMP signaling pathway. NCBI's taxonomy places the organism in Eukaryota, Metazoa, Chordata, Mammalia, Artiodactyla, Suidae. Gene Ontology annotation, cellular component: extracellular region. Gene Ontology annotation, molecular function: cytokine activity; growth factor activity. The record is from RefSeq and is a predicted model, not a curated record.
UCCCUUCUCCCAGGCCCCAGCGCGUACCAUUCUGGGGCUCCCGAGGCGGCCUCUCGUGCGAUCAAGGGCGCGCAGGAUUGGGAGGGCGAGCUGGGGCCCCUACUCUGGGCUCCGGAGUUCGGAAGAGGGUGGGUGGCCGCCGCCCCAGAGCAAAAGCGCUAGAGGAACCGGAGGAAGGAGCGCUCGCUCGCCGGCCGCCUUUCUGCCUCCCCGGCGCUCGCUCUCCCGGCUCCUAGGUUUGCUGGCUGCUCCUCCCACCCGCGCCCGCCUCCUUGCUCGCUCCCUCGCUCGCUCGAGCGGGUUUCCAAGCCCGGCGGUGCGCCCGGGCGAGUGCGGGGCGAGGGGCCCCGGGGCCAGCGCUGAGCCGGGGGCGGGGGUCCGGGCAGAGCGCAGCCGGCCGGGGAGGGGCCAUGUCCGGCGCGGGCGCCGCAGGGCCCGUCUGCAGCAAGUGACCGAGCGGCUUGGACGGCCGCUUGCCCCCCUCCGCCACCUGGGGCGGCGCGGGCCCCGGUGCCGGGUGCCGGGAGCCCGGGUCGCGCGUAGAGCCGGCGCGAUGCACGUGCGCUCGCUGCGCGCCGCGGCGCCCCACAGCUUCGUGGCGCUCUGGGCGCCCCUGUUCCUGCUGCGCUCCGCGCUGGCCGACUUCAGCCUGGACAACGAGGUGCACUCGAGCUUCAUCCACCGGCGCCUCCGCAGCCAGGAGCGGCGGGAGAUGCAGCGCGAGAUCCUCUCCAUCUUGGGCUUGCCCCAUCGCCCGCGCCCCCACCUCCAGGGCAAGCACAACUCGGCGCCCAUGUUCAUGCUGGACCUGUACAAUGCCAUGGCGGUGGAGGAGGGCGGCGGGCCCGACGGCCAGGGCUUCUCCUACCCCUACAAGGCCGUCUUCAGUACCCAAGGCCCCCCUCUGGCCAGCCUGCAGGAUAGCCACUUCCUCACCGACGCCGACAUGGUCAUGAGCUUCGUCAACCUCGUGGAGCACGACAAAGAGUUCUUCCACCCGCGCUACCACCACCGGGAGUUCCGGUUUGAUCUGUCCAAGAUCCCGGAAGGGGAAGCCGUGACUGCUGCUGAAUUCCGCAUCUACAAGGACUACAUCCGGGAGCACUUCAAUAAUGAGACCUUCCGCAUCAGCGUGUACCAGGUGCUGCAGGAGCACUUGGGCAGGGACUCGGACCUGUUCCUGCUCGACAGCCGCACCCUCUGGGCCUCGGAGGAGGGCUGGCUGGUGUUCGACAUCACGGCCACCAGCAACCACUGGGUGGUCAACCCACGGCACAACCUGGGCCUGCAGCUCUCGGUGGAGACACUGGAUGGGCAGAGCAUCAACCCCAAGUUGGCGGGCCUGAUUGGGCGGCAAGGGCCCCAGAACAAGCAGCCCUUCAUGGUGGCCUUCUUCAAGGCCACCGAAGUCCACCUCCGCAGCACCCGCUCCACGGGUGGCAAGCAGCGCAGCCAGAACCGCUCCAAGACGCCCAAGAACCAGGAAGCCCUGCGGGUGGCCAACGUCGCAGAGAACAGCAGCAGUGACCAGCGGCAGGCCUGUAAGAAGCAUGAGCUCUACGUCAGCUUCCGGGACCUGGGCUGGCAGGACUGGAUCAUCGCGCCCGAAGGCUAUGCCGCCUACUACUGCGAGGGGGAGUGCGCCUUCCCACUCAACUCGUACAUGAACGCCACCAACCAUGCCAUCGUGCAGACGCUGGUCCACUUCAUCAACCCUGAGACGGUGCCCAAGCCUUGCUGCGCCCCGACUCAGCUCAACGCCAUUUCCGUCCUCUACUUCGACGACAGCUCCAACGUCAUCCUGAAGAAGUACAGGAACAUGGUGGUCCGGGCCUGCGGCUGCCACUAGCCCUGCCCGAGGCCCGGCCACCCAGGGCCACCGCCGUGGCGAGGAGCCCGCAGACCAAGGCGGCUGCCUUGCCAGACCGUCUGUCCCCCUCCCCAACCUGAACGGUGCAGGCGUGUGAGGGUAUUUGGGAGGCGAGUGGCUUUUGAUCAGUGGUUCGUCGGCGGCGUCCUACGGACGAGAUCCUACAAGUUGCUGCAGGCGAAACCCAACCGCAGGACAUGUAGCUAAAGGAAAGUCGCCCGGCCACGAGCCCUGGCUGCGAAAUCGCGGCCGUGCACCGACUCGUCCCAGGGGUAAUGAGGAGCGCCCGUCAGCCAGGCCGCCGGCAGUGGGAGGAAGAGGGUGCGGCUGGGGGUGGGCACGUUUGUGUCUGUGCGAGAGGAAGACUCAUGCGGAGGCUCCUGUAAUACAUGUCACAAUAAAACGAAUGAAUGAAAAUGGUUAGGAUGUUACAGAUAUAUUUUCCUAAACAAUUUAUCCCUAUUUCUUGGUUUAUUCCGAUUUCAUAAACAGAAGCUGCGGCCGGCGGAGGGAGGGAGGCCCCCUCUCCACGCCAUCCCGGUUGCAUUCUGAGGCCUGCCGAGGCUCACUGUUUAUGGAGACUCACCCAGAAUCCAGGAUUGGCCCGGGAGGGGAGAGGGAAAUUUUCUGCUUGGAGUUGGGAGUGUGUUGACCUCGAAGGAAAAAGAGGUUCCAUGGUUCAGCAGGGUGUGUGGUGGCAGAGAUCCAGAUAAGCGUCGGAAGCACCCGAAGAGGCUAGGCACUAGCUUUCCAACCCUGCUGCCGUAGGAAGCCAGGGAGAAGUGGCAGAACUUGAGCUCCGCCCUGAGCUGUGGCCAGCGUAUGGCCCUGUGUAAAGAGGCGCCAAGGAACCUAGCUCUUGGCAGGGCUGGAGAGGCAGGGGCUCGGUCCCUCACCCCGGAGGCGCUUGCCGUGGUCAUUGGUGGCAGCGUCCUGGGGUCUGGGCUCCAACGAGGGCCUCCGUGGUCACCUCUGCUCAUUCACAGACCCCUCUCGGAGGACUCUGUGAAAGAAUGGGCCCCAAAGGAAGGGACCAGUGACACGGUGGGAGGUCUGCUGGGUGCAGGAGGUGCCGAUGUGGAUCGCAAACCCAGGACUCCGAAGCUGUCUUGAGAUUGACGGCCUGAUCAAGUGUCCCGACUCCAAGGUGCCGUUUCUGACACGGCUCUUGGCACCAGCCUCCCUGGCCUUAGCUGGUGCGUCCCCUAAGUGGCGUGCCCCAGCCUCCAGCAGCAGCACGGGCCUUGGAGACGACUGGGCUGUCUGUGCUAAAGAGCAGGGCUGCCCAGGUGAGGCCAGUGGCCCUGGGAUUGGGUCCAGUGGGGACCUGCUUCUCCAUGUUCAUCACCUUGGCCCCUAGAAACCCCAGGCCCCGGGUUGAAUUUUCUUUUAUUUUUUCUUCUUCAGUAGCUUGGGCUGCAGCCUUUAUGCUGCCUGAUCAAGGGGAAAGAGUUGCUCUUUUUGUUAUAUUUCGUCUUGUCUGUUGCCAACUUUGGGGAUGUUGGUGCGCUUCCGUCCUGAUGCACGCUCUCUCACCCUGUCCACCGCAGCCGACCUCUGGCUAGUGUCAUUUGUACAUUGAAACAUGUAAAUAGUUGUUACAAGACAAAGAAAUUAUUUAUGUCCAUCGGAAGCCCAUUCGAGACCCUCUCGGAUCCCUCGUUCACGAGGGGGAGCUCGCCUCCCUUCGACCUGUUUAUUUUCGUAUUUAAGACUAUUUAUUAACGGUCAGACCAAUGUACCUUCAGCUGUGGCAUCGAGCAGGCCUCAGAGAAAAUGCUGUAUAAAUAGACAAAAUAAAAAGGGUUUUGACUUUGCAAUAAAAGGAGACAUUUGGUUCUGG